Molecule: messenger RNA, 2562 nt
Organism: Penicillium argentinense
Lineage: Eukaryota; Fungi; Ascomycota; Eurotiomycetes; Eurotiales; Aspergillaceae
Product: pentatricopeptide repeat protein
Exons: 1
Coding region: 1-2562 (853 amino acids)
Molecular function (GO): protein binding
Source: RefSeq, a predicted model, not a curated record
AUGCUCCGCCAGUUCGUUCGAGGAGCUCGAUGUUACCAUGGGGCUCGCGGCCCAUCAAUUCCCCGGCGCCCCUUCUCCGCUGUAGCCGCGCGCCGGCUCGACUUUGGCGGGCCGAACGAUAAAGUCACCUUCUACGAACAAGACGGCAAGAAGCACCGCCAGGUCGACCCCGAGGCCGAGGAUAAUGAGGAGCGAGAGGAAGUAGAACAGGAGCUGGCGAAGCUCGAGGAGGAGCUCAAAGAGUUGGAGAAGGGACCUUUCGACCCCAGCAGUCCAUUCAUCCAAAGUUUGCCGGAGAACGACCGCAAAAUUGCCCUGGAGGCUCUGCGGAAAUACGAGAUAGAGCGUGGUCCGGUGGAGCCACAGCUAUCGCUGAACGAUGUGUUUGAUGACGAAUUGGACAAUAUGUUGAAGGAGGAAUUCAGCGGCCUGGCAGACGAGCAGGAGAAUUGGGAGGACAGUGCCAGGCGGCGUCAUAAGCUGGCUGCGAGACGAUCUAAAGAGGAAAAGCUCGCAGGACCGAAGUCUCAUCCAUAUGCUACGCGAUUAAAGAGCUCAUUGCAGCAAUAUAGCACAAAUGAGUCGGAUGAAGGCGCUAGACAGGAGGUUUGGAAGUGUUACCGCCGGUGCAAGCAGACGAUACCAGGAUUUCUCAAUGCAGUUCCGGUAGAGGUGAUGGAUAUGGUUUGGGAGUCACAGGCGGCAGACAAAUCGGCCAAGUCAACACGAUCAACACACUUGCAGGCUCUUGUCGAAGAUGCGACUGCCGUCGGCAAAUCUCUCACCACGCCUCAAAUUCUUUCAUAUAUCGAAGCUUUGAAGGAUGGUGGCGACACGACCAAGGCGUUGGAACAGUGGGAGGCAUACCAGUCUGACCUAUCACAGAAGAAAGAAGAUCUGGAAGAGUAUUGGAUGCUCGGCGUGCGACUGUUUGCAGCUGAGAACAAUCCCCAGCGAGCACAGGACAUUGCGCUGGCCUUCCUCAAAAAUGACAAUACUCGUCAACCACGUGUGUUGAUCCCGGUCAUCACCGCGUGGGGGAAUGAACCCGGAAAAGAGGCCGAGGUGAAAGCGUGGGCGUUGUAUCUACAACUCAAGACAUUCCUUGGUCCGAAUAUGACUAUGGAAGAUUAUGACCGAGUCAGCAUUGGUCUUCUUACAGCCGGCCGACUCGAUACCGCCGUCGCCAUCUUCAAAGACAUGAUGGUGACAGGAAAAGAUCCAGCGAAUGAUUCCACGGCUCUAUAUCAAGCAGCCCUUGGUCUGGCUGGCAAUCUUCAUGCCUCGAGCAUCGACGAGAAGGCUGUUAACAAAGUUUCUCUUUCAGCACUUACGCUGUUACCUCGUCGAUUCCAAAACCGAUUCUUCUAUGCUAGCUGGAUGAAGAAACUUAUUGGAAUGGGCGAAGUGGACUCGGCCGCACUGGUCAUUGAGCUAAUGUACGAACGUGGCAUCAGACCGGAUAGCAAGCACCUAAACGGUGUGAUGGCUGGUUGGCUACGCAUGGGCAACGCUGCCGCAAGGGACAAGGCAGAACGGCUUGGAUGGGCUAUGAUUCAACACCGAAUCGAUACCGUUUGGAAACGAUUCCAGCCAUCUCAGCCACCCCCUCGUCUCGAGAACAUGCAAAAGGAGGUUGAUGCCAGUCGCAUUCCCAAAUUCUUAAUGCGCGAAGUGCCGUCUGCCAGCAUCGAGACCUUUUCGAUUCUGCUUCUCCACUACACUCGCCGAGGUGAUGAUGACAUGGUGAAAUAUCUGGUCAAAUGCCUUGGAGAUGCACAUAUACAACCAAACUCAUAUUUCAUGAAUCACCUUCUAUAUGCCGAUCUUCGCAAGCAAGACAUCCGAACACUCUGGUCCAAAUUCCAAAAGAUGUCUUUCGCUGUUCGAGCGGAUCUCGAAACCUACGCUUGUCUAUGGGACUGCGCAAAACUGCAAUACGACCGUGGACGCACUGCAUUUGACUCUGGCUUCCCAUCCGCACGCCAGCUAUACGCCAAUAUGUCACGGUGGUACUCACAGCUAUCACCACGUGACCAGCAAACUACACAGUCACAAUUCUCGAAGGAGUUGUACGACCAGGUAGUACGUUGCUUUUGUUUGUCCAAGGACAUUCCCGGCACACUCAUUGCCUUGCACUCUAUGUGGACUGUGUUCGGCAAUGCACCAGACGAUACAACUGCCCGAUUGAUCAUUGUACAAGUCGCACGUUUGGCCAGCGUCCCCGCCAACACUCCAAAGCGUCGCUUGCGUCACUUAUCCUCGACACCCCGAAACAAAGAGAACAUCACCCAAGUCUCGCGACUACUGGAGAUGUUAGGUGAACGAAAAUCCAUGGCUUUGCAAACACAAGGAUUGAGUGUUGAGCAGCUGGAUCCCCACGAAAAGCAGCAGUACCAGCUUGAGAUCAUGGCCAGCUUACUGCGUAUCGUUUUGAGCCGUGCGGAGGGUCUCGACCCUGCUCAGGUGGAAGAAAAGCUGGCAGCGGCUGCAGCAGAAAUGCAAGUCCAGGGGCUCGAUAUCGGCUCGCCUUUGGGCGUCGAUGACAGCAAGCUACUUUAG